Molecule: messenger RNA, 1289 nt
Organism: Cuscuta campestris
Lineage: Eukaryota; Viridiplantae; Streptophyta; Magnoliopsida; Solanales; Convolvulaceae
Source: the annotation of a GenBank genome assembly
GUAUUUUUAUCUUCUUUAAGUUUCUUUACAACCGAAAACUCUCUCUUCUCCGUUUCAUUCCAUUGAUGAACGCCCCCCACAAUCUGCAAGUGAAAAUGGAAACGAGAGCCGCUCGCGCCCAACUUACAGGGAAGAGUCUCCCACGUCUUCUUCUUCUCUCACACCCUUCUUUAAUUCGCUCUGGGGAUACAUUUGAAGGGAAUGUUUCUGGCGUGAUCCCACAAUGCCAGCCUAAAACCCACGACCCGGAGAUCAAAUUUCUUGAUUUUGAUGAACACAGCCCCGUGGGUUGUGUCAAGAGGUGCGGAGAUUUCUGCGAAAUGUAUAAUCAGAAGGCUGAUGAUUCUGAGAUAGAUUCUUUGGGACUCUGCGAGAAGGGUCAGAUCAAGAAUCCGUUUGCAGGGUAUGUGUUCGAUGAAAUGCGCAGGAGACUGUACCCUUCAAACACGAUCGUAGAGGGAGGAGGAGAGUUCUGCAGAGAAUUUUCCAAGAAUCAGGACCAAGAUGGGUUCUUGAAUUGUAAAAAGGAAGAGCUGCCAAUGGUUAAAGAUCUGAAGCUCUGUUCCUACUGCAAGCAGAAAUGGCAGAAUGGUCACAAGUGCAGGGGAACUCUGAAUGCUGUGUCUGGGAAUGAAGAAACUGAACAAGUGUCUGAAGCGGAGGCUCCGGUGGCUAUGGGCCAUAACACCAUAAGAUUGGUGGGGAAUGUCAGCGGCAAAUCAAUGGUUAUUCUGAUAGACAGUGGGAGCACACACAGUUUCUUGGACCCCGAAAUUGUGAAGGAUCUGAAUCUGAGUUUCGUAGAGACUGAGCCACUCAAUGUGAUUGUGGCUAAUGGAACUGAACUGAGCUGUAAAUUUGCCUGCCCCAAGUUCAAAUGGACUGUUGAAGGAGAACCCUUUGAGAUGGACAUGAGGCUACUGAGGAUGGGUGGUUGUGACAUGGUUCUUGGAAUGGAUUGGGUUGCCAAGUUUGCCCCUGUCGAGCUGACCACCAGACCCCUCAGUGUAGCGUUCGUGAAGGGGGGCAGAAGGGUCCAACUCCAUGGGAUUCCACCAAGCUGAGGAGCACUUGAACACUCUGUGGGUUAGUAUGCUGGCUGCCAUUGUAUAGAGUCAAGAUCAUGAAUUUCUAGCUGCAUUUUAAUUCAUAUAGUUUGGGUUCUUGUUUGAUAUGUUUCCCUUUCAUUCAUUUCUUUUUUUAUAGUAUGGGACCUUAGAGAUAAAUCUCCUGUAAAUGCAGUUGAUCUUGUGUUGAAGAAACUAUUGUAAUGAAUAAUGGUGAAGGGU